AUGUCCUCUUCAAAUAAAAACUCCAACGUUGAGGAUUACUAUGGAUACUGGCAAUUGUAUCCCAAUAAUACGCGUGUUCGACGACGGUUUGUGCAAUUUGAAGCAUUAAAAAAUGGCGGACCAUUUUGUAUGAGAGUUGUUGCCGCUUUCGCAAUCGCAUAUCAUGUGGCAUAUUAUACUUAUCAGUUCACUGUGGUAAAUACAGAACAUCGACACGAUUUGGGGCAUGUGAUGUGGUUGAAACGCAAAUUGCCUUUCUUCGCAUCAAUUGGCAUUCCUUACAAGGAAAAAAUAACGGGUGAUCCAGAGAAGAGAUCGUAA
This is a messenger RNA of Cercopithifilaria johnstoni, 321 nucleotides long. NCBI's taxonomy places the organism in Eukaryota, Metazoa, Nematoda, Chromadorea, Rhabditida, Onchocercidae. The record is from the annotation of a GenBank genome assembly.